GGCGCCAUGAAAUCCCACUGAGGAAUUAAAGCCCUUUGUGUUGCCAUGGUGCUGGUGGAGUGACAGGACAAGAAGCAGAAGGAGGGAUUUAGGAAGAAGGGGGAGGGACUUAAAGGCACACACUGCGUUACGAUUGGCUGUAGUCAUGUCACAUGUGACCUUUGGAAUGCAAAUGCCUAACCCCCCCACUUUCUCUCUCUAUCUGCUGUCUCUCUCUCUCUCUCUCUGGUCUGUGGUAAGCUUACGGCACAAACACAACCCAGAAAUGGUGUAGGAUAGCCGGAAAGCCGGACGAAAUCCAAUCCUAGGAAGGAAAGGCGAAGCCACAGCGUAAGUUUGCGUCGAGUGUGGAAGCAGGGUGGUCGGGGUUCAAAGGUAAAGCAUCGGGGCGGCACGAUGGAGGGUGAGCACAGCACGCCCUCCUCCAGCGCCAGCAGCAGCAGCACAGGAACCAGUACCUCCACUACAAACUCAACGGGCACAACCAGUGGCUCUACAGCCAGCUCCACCAUCACCAGUUCAAGCAGUGGAAGACAAGCCAUUCCCCAGAUAUCCGUAUACAGUGGUAUUCCCGACCGCCAAACUGUGCAGGUGAUCCAGCAGGCCUUGCAGCGGCAGCCCAACACAGCGGCACAGUACCUGCAGCAGAUGUAUGCAGCUCAACAGCAGCACCUGAUGCUACAGACAGCGGCGUUACAGCAUCAACACCUCAGUCCAGCGCAGCUGCAGAGUCUGGCAGCGGUGCAGCAGGCCAGUUUAGCGGCUGGUAGACAGAGUUCGAACCAGAAUGGGACCUCUUCUACUCAAAGCGGGCCAUCGCAGACCACAAUUAAUUUAACCACUUCCCCUGCCGCUGCUCAGUUGAUCAGCCGCGCACAAAGCGUAAACUCCGCCCCCUCCGGGAUCUCCCAGCAGGCCGUGCUGCUUGGCAAUGCAUCCAGUUCCACCCUGACAGCCAGCCAAGCCCAAAUGUACCUGCGGGCACAGAUGGCUCAGCAAAGCAACCUUGUGCACGUGGCCAGGAGUUUGGGCCGAGCCGUUCCUCUCUCUUCUCAGCUGAUCAUCGCGCCAACAGCAACAGUAACCGCUCUGCAGUCUGACACUAAUGCAACCAAUAGCACACAGUCUGCAUCUGCACAGGUACAAAAUCUCACCCUGCGAAGCCAGCAGGGGGCGCCUUCCACCUCUCAGUCUUCAGGCCUUCAGGCUCUGAGUUUAAAGCAGACCUCGGUCUCCAUUCAGCCCACCCCACUCAUCAAGACCCCCAGCCAGGCUGCACCCACCUCGGGCACCGGAGCCGGGAAGAGCCACCCUUCAUCGGAUGACAGGAAGAACGGAGAGUCCGAAACGCAAACGGAGAUGAAAGCUGUGAACAUGAGUCGUAGUGUCUCCUCUUCACAUCCCCUAAUCGCACCAGCGUACGCUCAGAUCCAGCCACAGGCCUUGAUUAAGCAGCAGCCUCAACAGUUUGUCAUUCAUCCCCAAGCCCCGCCCACCUCCAGAACUCAGCCCCAAUUACUGCAGACCGCCUCCAUUCAACCUCACCAACAGACAGCCUCAUUGGGCAUCCAGAACUCCACCCAGACCUCCACCGUAACAGGGAUCAUUCCGGUUUUGCCCAAACCGGCACUUUACAACCAGGGAUCGGCACAAAGUCAACAAGCUACUAUCUUCCAUUCAACCAUCAGCCAUCAUCCAAUUAACCAGCAUGGCUCACACACGUGCCUGGCACACGCUAAAGCACAACCGGUCCAGCUGACAGCCAUCAAUCUUCAAAUACAACCUGCACAAAGCCAGGCUUCAAGACUUGCUCAGGAGGAUAAAGAUAAACCCACCUCUUUGGUAUUAAGGGAGAUUUGUCCACCGGUACAAGUACAUCCAUCUACAACGUCCCAGGGCACCGACCCCCCAGAACAAUCCAAAGCUGAAACCGCUAACGCUACAUCUCAAACACAAGGCUCCGUGGAGACCGCGCUCGAGCCCACAGGAGCACCGGGGACGUCGACCAUGACCUCGGGAGCCUCGGACCCUCCGUCAGCUGUGACGGGAAGCACGGCGCAAAACGGCGAGAACAAGCCGCCUCAGGCCAUAGUGAAGCCGCACGUCCUGACACAUGUCAUCGAGGGCUUCGUUAUCCAGGAAGGUGCUGAGCCAUUCCCUAUGGAGAGGCCUCCGGUGCGGGCAGACAGCCCCAAGAAACCAGACACGCAGCUUCCCUCAGAUCCGGAGAAAACGGGCAGCAGUAAUUCCUUCAGUGCCACAAACUCAGACAUGGAUGAGGCCGGACCACAAGACACAAUGGCUCAGGAGGAGCAGGAGGAGCCAAAAUUUACCUGUGAACUUUGUGGAUGGGUUGAUUUCGCCUACAAAUUUAAGGGUUCAAAACGGUUCUGUUCCAUGGUCUGCGCUAAAAGGUACAAUGUUGGUUGCACAAAGCGGAUGGGUCUGUUCCACCCUGACAGAACUAAAACGGUGGCCAAUCGGUGGAGAAGGAGAUCUCACAGUCACAGAGGCAGAGAAGCCAAGAAGCAGCGCCUCUCCGUAUCUCAGCAGUCUCAGGGAGAAUCCGUAUCCUCACCACUUCAAUCUCAGCCCAGCCAGGGAGAAUCCAGUCCCUGUUCAGAUAUCUCCAGCUAUGAGGAGGCAGCUUCCCCACUUUCGGCUGCGAGUUCUGGUCCAAUCGAGUCUCAAGGUAGAGUCGCUGCUAAUGAUCCUGAAGAGCUUCCUCUCCUCAGUCAACACUUCCUACCGUGUGACCCCACCAAAUGGAAUGUGCAGGAAGUGUUCGAAUUUAUUCGCUCUUUGCCUGGUUGCCAGGAGAUUGCCGAUGAGUUUCGUGCUCAGGAGAUUGACGGACAGGCCAUGCUGCUACUAAAGGAAGACCACCUAAUGAGUGCCAUGAAUAUUAAAUUGGGACCCGCCCUUAAGAUCUUCGCCCGCAUAAACAUGCUAAAAGAUUCCUAGGCGGUAUCUGUGUAUCAAGUGUGUCCUCUGCCACUGAAACUUGAUCAAGGGACUUCAGAACCCCAAACUGCACUACAACAGAUUUCAAAUAGUAAAAAAAAACGCCUUGUGGCUUUAUAUAUAUUUCGGGACUAAUGUCUAAACCUGCACUUCCUCAUAACAAGAACUGAAAUGAAUUCAGCCAGAACAAAAAAAUGACUCGUCUACCUAUGAAGAAUCGCACAAAUGAUAUAUACCAAAUGGAAGGAUCGUGAAUUGAUUUCAUUGUCGAUCAGAGAUUUGGAAUGAUGACUGGGACUCACAGGUGGCUACCUGGUGCUCAGAAAUAUUUGGAAAAUGUAGGCAAAAGAAGGCUGAAGCUCCAUGAUGUGGCUCCAUAACUCCUGAAAGAUAUAUUUGGACUGUACAUUAUUGUUAUUGUUACAAGUGUGACAUCACAGAUGCUUUUGUACAAAUAUGUUUAAGUAAAUUAUUCUUACCUUUGUAUUUGUUACAGGGGUUGAAUCACAGCAAACCGGUGCUAUUUAACUCAGUCGCAAUUGUUUUCAGAAGACUUGUAAUACAGAAGUAAAGGAACAGAAUUUUGAAUCUAAAAAAAAAAGAUACAACCUGUAGCCUUAUGUUGUGUGUCAAUACAGACAUGCUACACCUGGUUCUGAGAUGCACAUUAAAUCGUAUUUAACUUUGGGAAUGAUGAUGAUGUUUAUGGUUUUAAAUGUGCUCAGAUUUGUCAUUGUAUGUUGAUAGGAUUGUGAUGUGAUUUUUGUUUAGUACAAUGCUUUGUGAAAUGCCUGUAUUUAUCAGAUGAAUCAAAUUUGUAAUAUAACAUUUUUUACUGAAGGA
Molecule: messenger RNA, 3807 nt
Organism: Misgurnus anguillicaudatus (oriental weatherfish)
Lineage: Eukaryota; Metazoa; Chordata; Actinopteri; Cypriniformes; Cobitidae
Gene: phc2b
Product: polyhomeotic homolog 2b (Drosophila)
Biological process (GO): negative regulation of DNA-templated transcription
Cellular component (GO): nucleus; PRC1 complex
Molecular function (GO): chromatin binding; zinc ion binding; histone binding
Source: RefSeq, a predicted model, not a curated record